AACUGUCACAAAAAACGGAUGACGUGUUGACAAAAAAUUUAUUUUUCCCCAAAAUUUAAUUCACUCAUAUUUCUGAGUAUUGAUUUCGAUACUACGUCUCUCAUAAGAUAACUAAAAGAUGAUAAAAGUUUCCUAGAUAAUAAAAAAAAAAACAAUAGUUUCGGGGCCAUCUCCAAUCAACCCAAUCAUGACUAGAAACGUGUUGCAAAGUAGUUUACUCAAUGCCGGAUUUAGUAUCAUAUUCCAAAUUCUUUGCCGUUUUGUCACAUUCGGAAUCAAUGCCUUUAUUGUUCGCAAUGUCGGCCGAGAUGUGCUUGGCGUCAUGAAUGUGCGACUCUUGUUGCUCGAGAGUACACUUCUAUUUUUGUCCCGUGAAGCUAUUAAUCGUGCCGCAUUGAGUGCCACCUCACAACAAAAAGACAAAUGCUCUUGGCCACAAUUAAUAAAUCAAAUGUGGUUGACAGUACCCACCUGUAUUGCCCUAUGCAUUCCUUGUACGUACAUUUGGCUAGAUAUUCUAUCGCCAGUUGAUGAUCAUCUCAAAAGUCAGUAUAAAUUCGCCUGCUACUCUGUCGCACUAUCUUGUGUGAUUGAAUUGUGUGCGGAGGCGCCAGUCUUCCUAACGCAGGUUUUCUGCUUUGUUAAAUUGAAGAUUUUCCUCAACACUUUGCACAUUAUGGUGCGAUCGGUGAUUUUUAUUUGGAUAGUUUUAAACGAUCAGAGUAUUGCGAUCAAUGCUUUUGCAAUUGCACAGUUAGCUAGUGCCAUUGUGAUAUUCAUUGGACAUUAUGCAUUUUUUUAUUUUUACAUAAAAAGGUUUAAUGAGCACAAAUUGGCUAAGAUUAAUCAUGGCCAAAAGGAAGAUGAAGAUCUUUUCAAGAGUAUGGAUGACUUUCCAUUUAAAGGUCUCAAUGAAUUGUUACCAUUUAGAAUGGAAAAUAAGGAAUCAUAUUUCAAUCCUAAACUUCAAAUUCUGACUUUGAGCUUCAUAAAACAGGGAGUUUUAAAACAGAUUUUAACAGAAGGAGAGAAGUAUGUUAUGUCGAUGAGUCCGGUACUCUCAUUCAGUGAACAAGCUACGUAUGAUGUGGUAAACAAUCUGGGAAGCCUGGCAGCUAGAUUCAUCUUCCGACCCAUAGAAGAAAGUAGUUAUUUUUAUUUUACCCAAACACUAUCAAGAGACGUUCAACUGGAGAAACAAAAUAUAGAAAAAGUUCACGAAGCUGGAAAUGUUUUGAAAACACUUUGUAUUGGUGUAACAUCGAUUGGUUUAUUAGCUUUUACAUUCGGACAAAGCUAUUCCCAUACAUUGCUGCUUAUUUAUGGUGGAGCGGAUUUUGUUGCAGGUGGUUUGCCAGAGAAUCUACUCAAGUGGCACUGUCUGGCUAUAUGCCUAAUGGCUGUUAAUGGUAUCACUGAGGGUUACAUGUUUGCAACGAACACAAGUAAAGACAUCGACAAGUACAACUAUCUUAUGGCCAUAUUUUCAAUUAGCUUCCUCAUUUUGUCUUAUAUUCUGACGAGCAUAUUUGGACCAGUUGGAUUUAUUUUUGCAAAUUGCAUUAAUAUGUUUUGCAGGAUUUGCUAUAGCACAAAAUAUAUAUUCCGCCAAUAUCGGCCAUUGGGUAUGAAUCCACUGCUUGGUAUUAUUCCAGGAAAUUUGUUUGCCUUAUCAUUGAUUACAACUGGAUUGAUUGCUAAAUAUUCAAUGAUAACAAUGAAUUCAUUUCUUGUUCACAUUGGUAUAGGAUUUGUUGGAGUCAUGGUAUGCCUUUGUAGUUGGGGAAUAGAAAAUUUGGAUUUACUCAAACUGGCUUGGAAGAAAGGAAGACAAUUAAAAAUGAAGAAAACUUAGAUAAUUUGUUUUUCUGUAUGUGAUCAAUUAGAAAAAAUGUUACGAACAGACAUUGACGGGCGAUUUAAGUAACGAAAACGAAAAAUUUUAUUUAAAUUAAAUUAUAGUAUUAAAAUA
Molecule: messenger RNA, 1972 nt
Organism: Episyrphus balteatus (marmalade hoverfly)
Lineage: Eukaryota; Metazoa; Arthropoda; Insecta; Diptera; Syrphidae
Product: protein RFT1 homolog
Exons: 6
Coding region: 188-1855 (555 amino acids)
Biological process (GO): glycolipid translocation; dolichol-linked oligosaccharide biosynthetic process
Cellular component (GO): endoplasmic reticulum membrane
Source: RefSeq, a predicted model, not a curated record